Colletotrichum truncatum is the source of this 900-nucleotide messenger RNA. Its product is annotated as ankyrin repeat protein. Lineage: Eukaryota; Fungi; Ascomycota; Sordariomycetes; Glomerellales; Glomerellaceae. The record is from RefSeq and is a predicted model, not a curated record.
AUGAAGACCUGGACGGACUCAAAUCAGCAUUUAUGGUUGAGGGACUCGCUGCCUGGUCAUAUCCCCAAUGCUAGAAUCAUGACUUAUGGCUACGAUUCGUCAGUGUUCUUUCCUAAGUCACAAAUGUCCGUUCAGGACUUCGUUCGCGACCUAUUCGAGAGACUUGGACACCUCCGGCAGAGGGACCCCCACGAGACGACCCGCCCGCUCAUCUUCAUUUGCCAUAGUCUUGGGGGUGUUGUUUUCAAAAGCUUGCUCGUACACCUCUCGGCGAACAAAAAUAACCCUUCCGCCAAGGCUAUGGCCGACUCUAUCUCCGGUGUCGUGUUCCUGGGCACUCCGCAUCGAGGAUCUCGACUGGCGUCUCCCGCGUCAAUCCUUGCGAGGAUAGUCAACGUCGCAACAGUCGGUUUUGGUGUCCGAUCAUCAUUUCUGAAGCUUUUGCAAGUCUCUUCGUCAGAACUAGAAUCCAUUUCUCUGAAUGCAACGUAUCUCUUAGCGGACCUCGACGUUAUUUCAUUUUACGAACAGAAAGCCUUAGGCCCUAGCCUGAUUGUAGAACCCUUCUCUGCCGUUUUAGGAUUACCGAAUGAACGUACAAUUCCUAUCAAUGCCGACCACAGAGACAUAGCACGGCUUUCUCCUCGUCUACCAAACAGUUAUCUACCGGUCUGGAGCGCGGUAAAGGAGCUUGUCGAAGGUUUGCCCCCUGUGAUCUUCAUAAACCCGACAUCUCUAAUUAUCAUACAGCCUCGAGAUUUAAAAAGCGCUCAAGUAACAAACCUCUACUCAAUAGCUUAUUCUGCGUUGAUUAUAAGACUGCCCAACUGCGCCCUCGUCAAGCACAUCCCGAGACUUGCGAUUGGGUUUUCUCAGACGCCACGUUCAAUUCUUGGCUAA